AUGUUUGACGUCUUCCUCCAGGGUAAGCGGUUGCGCUGGCUCGCGCGGAUUUGCUGCUCUGUGUCCUUUUUCAUUGAGGGUUACCAGGCUGGCAUUCUCGGUGGCGUCCAGGACACAUCGCAGUACCUGGAUGCCAUCGAUAACCCGACCGGCACCUAUGUUAUUCCGAUGAUUGCUUCAUCCUACACUCUGGCAGCGGCGGUCAUGUCAGUCAUGGUAGUCGUGGUGGGCAUGCCGCUGGGCCGGCGCAACUCAAUCAUGCUCGGUAAUAUUUUGAUUAUCAUCGGCGGCAUCAUCCAAGCGGCGACCUUCUCUGUGGCCCAGAUCAUUGUUGCACGUGUCAUUUGUGGUUUCGGCAUCGGCUUGAUCACCUGCAACGUGGCGAUGUACAUGUCCGAGAUGAGCAUUCAUGCCCGCGAGAGAGGACCCGAGGUGGCCAUCAACUGUGCGUCGCUGCUCGCCGGUGUGGCCAUUUCGUACUGGGUCGACUUUGGCUUUACGCAAAUGACGACACAGUUUUCAUGGCGCUUCCCCAUCGGCCUGCAGUCCCUGUGGGCCAUUGUUCCCGCUGUCGGUAUGUUUUUCUGCCCGGACACGCCCCGCUGGUAUUACGCCAAGGGCCGCGAGGUUGAGGGUGACACCACGCUGGCGCGGCUGCACGGUGUCUAUGACCCCAGCAGGCGCCUCACAGGAGACGACGAGCGGGUCAUCCAACAGGUCAAGGCAGAGAUUAUGCAGAGUAUCCAGCUCGAGGCCGAGGAAGAAAACAAGCUCAGCUGGAUUAGUCUGGUGUGGGACAACACGCCGCUGCGCGUGGGACGGCGCGUGCGCAUUUCUUUCAUUAUUCUAUCGAUCCAGCAGAUGAUGGGCAUCGAUAUUAUGGUCUAUUACAUGACGCUAACCUUCACGGGCAUCGGCUUGUCCGCGUUCUUGUCAUCCCUCCUUGCGGCGGUGUGUCUGACGGUCCAGUUUGGUGGCGCCUUGCUGUGUAUCCCCACGAUUGAGCGCAUGGGCCGGCGCAACAUUAUGCUCUUGACGUCGUCCGCCCAGAGUGUCUGCAUGCUCAUAUUUGUCGUGCUUCUUGGCCUGCCCAACAAGACAGAUGCCACGCAGUGGGCCGCGGCGGCCAUCCUGUUUCCAUACGUCUUUUUCUACGGCUGGGGCUGGGUCACUUGUCCAUGGCUUUACGGUCCAGAGAUUGCGCCCCUCAAGUACCGCCAUGUCGGUGCCGCGGCUGGACUGUUUGGCGAGUGGCUGUUUACGUUUGUCACCGUCUUUGCCGGUGGCAUCGGCAUCCAGACCAUCGGCUGGAAGAUUUGGAUCUGGCCGCUCGUCUUCAACUUUGUCGGAGUGGCAUUUGUCUAUUUCAUGUGCCCAGAUCCCACUGGCAAGACGCUCGAGGAGGUCGAUGCCCUGUUUGUCAAGGAUGUCAAUUUGGUCAACCGACUGCCGCAUGGCGUGGAGGGGAAAUCCAGCGUCCAGGAGGUUGAAGAGGCUUGA
Messenger RNA from Sporothrix brasiliensis 5110, 1500 nucleotides. RefSeq lists its product as uncharacterized. Gene Ontology annotation, biological process: carbohydrate transport; transmembrane transport. Bases 1 to 1500 code for a protein of 499 amino acids. The record is from RefSeq and is a predicted model, not a curated record. The transcript has 6 exons. Gene Ontology annotation, molecular function: carbohydrate:proton symporter activity. Lineage: Eukaryota; Fungi; Ascomycota; Sordariomycetes; Ophiostomatales; Ophiostomataceae. Gene Ontology annotation, cellular component: membrane.